This is a messenger RNA of Dinoponera quadriceps, 1228 nucleotides long. RefSeq names its product UPF0547 protein C16orf87-like. The record is from RefSeq and is a predicted model, not a curated record. The coding region runs from base 577 to 1047 and encodes 156 amino acids. The transcript is spliced from 3 exons. Lineage: Eukaryota; Metazoa; Arthropoda; Insecta; Hymenoptera; Formicidae.
GUGGCGUCUCAUGGAUUUGCUUCCGAUAUUUUGUGAACAUUCACGAAACUUCGGACAAAUAUAGAUUUUCAUAAAGUUCUUUGUUCCAUUUUAAAAAUUAAAUUGUUUACUCUUACAGGAAUUGACAACAAAUAUAUAAAAAAUUAGAUAUUUGUCACACAAGUACUCCGGAAAAGUACAAUGGGUAUACUUUCCAUUUAACGACGAAAGUAUCAUCCUAUCUUUGCUGGGUCCCGCGCACAAUAAAACAUAUAUUAAAGUCCGGUUUCACCAACACGAGUUAAUCAAAUCAGUCAAUUAAAUUCAAUUUAUCCAUUGGAACAUUUCUUCUUUUUAUUCAACAAUUAAUAUAAUUAAACAAAGCGCGUAACUCUCUAUUAUCAAGUGAGUCAUGUGCGAAGUGUGUCCUAUUAGAGUACAGUACAAGUUUAUCCAGUUGAUGGCGCUGAGUGCGCAUCGAACAAGCCAAAUAAUGGUUUUCUAUUAUGUCCAACUGUGAUUUGUCAUAUCUUUUAUCUUUGAAACGAAACGAGUUAUAACUAAUCUUUGUAUUGUUGAAAUACGGUUAUUCCUGACAUGGCUAAGACCAAAACGAUCAGCAAAGGUUGUCCCAAGUGUGAGCAGCAGGUACCCGUUGCCUGUAAAGCUUGCCCUUGUGGACACUCCUUCUUUAAUGCAAGACGUAAUUCCAUAAAGAGUCCACCUAGUCCUGACAGUGGUGUAAUGAAGACAAGACGAACAAAUCGAAUUAAACGCGAAAAGCCAAAUUAUUAUGAUGCUUUGGAAUAUGAUAAGCAGACUAAGAAAAGUGCCAAAAUCAGAAGGACUACCGAUGUUGCAAAUGAUAUUGAUUGUCGACAGUUGAAUAAGAAGAAGAAACGGAAAGGAAAGGGAAAAGGCAAGAAUGGCAGCAGCAGUGGUAUGGGCGACGACGACGACGAGAUGGAAGGCAUUAAUGGGCUAUCACCGGAGAAACAGCUCACAUGUUCACUCAUAUUGCAAGAGCUGAACAAUAAAAUGAAAGUGGUAGCUUGGAAACCUACGUAAAGCAUAGAUAUGUCCCUUGGACAAUUUAUACUUUGUACAUAUUAAUUUUAUUAGUAUUUUUUUAAGAGUCAUGAACUCACAUAUAUAUAUAUAUAUAUAUUAAAGAUUACAUUUUAGUAGCCAAAACUUGUACAUACGAUGUAAAUAGCAUGCAACGCGAGAGAGAGAGAUAUAUAUAUAU